Copidosoma floridanum is the source of this 1615-nucleotide messenger RNA. RefSeq lists its product as uncharacterized. The record is from RefSeq and is a predicted model, not a curated record. Lineage: Eukaryota; Metazoa; Arthropoda; Insecta; Hymenoptera; Encyrtidae.
AAAAUUACAUUGCUACUGCAUUCCGCAAUUCGCGUACUCUUAGACGAUGUUUAGCAUUGAUUCGACGAUUACUCCGUAUGUAGCAUCAAUUGCAGCUAGUUUAUCGUCCACGACAGGAUUUUAGAGAGAGCGGGUGUGCAAUAUCGCGCGCGAGCUUUUUUGUGCGCCGUGCAGAGUUUUUGUGUGGAGAGCUUGCCACUGCACCGCAAGCCACGGAGUGUUAGCUCGGUCGAAAGCUCUCUCUGGGCGUGCAAAAAUUGACGGAAUGGCAACGGACGCCGAGGAAUCGGACACGGAUGAGCACGAGAAACCUCGUCCUGCCAAACGGCAAAAGAUCCUCGAAAACCAGAGCGAAGCCGAGCUUGAGCCUCCCGAUCCAGAAAAUCCGGAAGAAGUAGUUAUUGACGAAGAAGAGGACAGGCGCUCAAGAGAAAAGUUGAGAUGCUGGCAGACCUGUCAAGUGAUCAGAGGUUUUAUAGACAAUGCAAUUAACAGUGCCAUUGAAAACUGUUCCAUGUCUCCAUCUGGUACCUUUCAAGAUCCAUGGUAUUGUCUCUUCAGAGGUAACAGAAUAGAAGACACAGCCAUUUCCGCGGCCAUACGCAACUACGGCCUCAUCCGUUCGUUAGAUAUUAAUUCUCUCGUCGAUGAGAAAGCACCUAAUGUUCCUCAAAGCUCAGAGACUGUACAAGAAUCUGCAGCUGCCAUGUCUUCUGAAGCUAUGUUGACCAGUUUAGAUAAAGCCGGUAAUAGUUCUGAAGUAUUUGAAUAUUUUGUAGUGGAAUCAUGGCUUACUAGUACCUAUGAUAGUGAUCACCAGCAGGACUUCCUGGACAGGGCUGUUGCUGAAGCUAUUAAAAAAAAGGGUUUGAGCGCGCUUAGCGUUGACUAUGGUUGAUUAGGACGUAACUGAAAUUCCGUCCUCUGUUUUAAUUUAUUCUUGUUGAGCCACCGCAAGUCUACUAUAUAUUUAUAUUUAUAUAUACAUGUAAGUCAAAGUAAAUUUUUUAUAUUAUUUUAUGUUGAUAUGUUAACUAUGCUCUCUCUUAUAUUUUCCAAAGAGUUGGCUUUUUUAUGAUUACAAAUAUUUUUUUUUUAUCUUUGUCUUACAGACAAAAAACAAUUUCUUGCUGCAAAUUAAAAAUUAUUUUUCAAUCUUUAAUAGAGUGUUAGGUAUCGAAAAUGAAUAAAGAAUGUCUCUGAUCCCACAUUCAUUUGUGUCGAAACCGAAGAAAAGAGUGACAAAAAUGCGUUGGAAGGAUCUUUUCAUUUUUUAGUGAAAAGUCACGAUCUCUCGACAGUGAGAUGAAAUUUUGUCCCCGCGCGGCGAGGAAACAUGCAAAUAUAUACGAGGUCACAUUAACAAGCAUAACUUUGUAAGGAUCGAGAAUUUAUUUUUUAAGCUUCAUCAGUAGGUUUCUUUUAAUAUGCGUCUUUAAUUAACAGCAAGAAAGUAUUAAGCCAUUUACUGAUAGUCAUUAAAUUUUAUUUUUUAAAGGUAAAUAGUUUGAGGCAAGGUGCUUCCGAGCUCCCCCUGUACCUAUUGACGUAUGUGUAACCAAUUUUAAAAAAGCCACUAAAUACAAAGAACGUUUAAAAAAUUUUAGUCUCAUCA